Physella acuta is the source of this 1098-nucleotide messenger RNA. RefSeq names its product isoniazid-induced protein IniB-like. The record is from RefSeq and is a predicted model, not a curated record. Lineage: Eukaryota; Metazoa; Mollusca; Gastropoda; Physidae.
AUGAGUGAAAAAAAACCCAGCGAAUCCCAUGCUGACACCCCUGCUAAAUUGGACGACCCCUACAUAUUCCAUACUGACACCCCUGCUAAAUUGGACGACCCCUACAGAUUCCAUGCUGACUCCCCUGCUAAAUUGGACGACCCCUACAGAUUCCAUGCUGACACCCCUGCUAAAUUGGACGACCCCUACAGAUUCCAUGCUGACACCCCUGCUAAAUUGGACGACCCCUACAGAUCCCAUGCUGGCACCCCUCUGAAUCAAGGGAUAAGUCAAGGAAUAAGUCAAGGGAUAAGUCAAGGAAUAAGUCAAGGAAUAAGUCAAGGGAUAAGUCAAGGAAUAAGUCAAGGGAUAAGUCAAGGAAUAAGUCAAGGAAUAAGUCAAGGGAUAAGUCAAGGAAUAAGUCAAGGAAUAAGUCAAGGAAUAAGUCAAGGAAUAAGUCAAGGGAUAAGUCAAGGAAUAAGUCAAGGAAUAAGUCAAGGGAUAAGUCAAGGGAUAAGUCAAGGAAUAAGUCAAGGAAUAAGUCAAGGGAUAAGUCAAGGGAUAAGUCAAGGGAUAAGUCAAGGAAUAAGUCAAGGAAUAAGUCAAGGAAUAAGUCAAGGAAUAAGAAUAAGUCAAGGAAUAAGUCAAGGAAUAAGUCAAGGAAUAAGUCAAGGAAUAAGUCAAGGAAUAAGUCAAGGAAUAGGUCAAGGAAUAGGUCAAGGAAUAGGUCAACAAAUAGGUCAAGGAAUAGGUCAAGGAAUAGGUCAAGGAAUAAGUCAAGGAAUAAGUCAAGGAAUAAGUCAAGGAAUAAGUCAAGGAAUAAGUCAAGGAAUAAGUCAAGGAAUAAGUCAAGGAAUAAGUCAAGGAAUAAGUCAAGGAAUAAGUCAAGGAAUAAGUCAAGGAAUAAGUCAAGGAAUAAGUCAAGGAAUAAGUCAAGGAAUAAGUCAAGGAAUAAGUCAAGGAAUAAGUCAAGGGAUAAGUCAAGGGAUAAGUCAAGGGAUAAGUCAAGGAAUAAGUCAAGGGAUAAGUCAAGGGAUAAGUCAAGGAAUAAGUCAAGGAAUAAGUCAAGGAAUAAGUCAAGGGAUAAGUCAAGGGAUAAGUCAAGGGAUAAGUCAAUGA